CCGGGACCUCUUCGUGCACAUGCGCAGAAGGCUCAAUGACAGUCGCGCGCUGGCUAAGGCUCUGGGAAAAGGGGCUGGUCAUGUUGCAUGUGACCUGGGGGUCCAAGGUCCGAGUAUGGUCCUUGGUGCCUGCUCUUCUCGGGACUCCCCGGGCUCUGUCAACCCUGGCGGACAGGAUGGGGGUGUACCGCAAGAUGUGGAACCCCAAGGAGCCCCGCGACUGGGCCCAGCAGUACCGCGAGCGCUUCAUUCCAUUCUCCAAAGAGCAGCUGCUCCGCCUCCUGAUUCAGGAGUUCCACUCCAGCCCAGCAGAGAGAGCGGCUGUGGAGGCCUUCUCAGCUCAUGUGGACUUCUGUACCCUGUUUCACUACCAUCACAUCUUGGCCAGGCUGCAGGCCUUGUAUGACCCCAUCAACCCUGACAGAGAGACCCUGGACCAGCCAUCCCUUACUGACCCCCAGCGCCUGUCCAGUGAGAAGGACGUGCUCCAGGCUCUGGAGCCCCUGCUGGCCCAGGCCAACUUUUCUCCACUCUCUGAAGAUGCUUUGGCCUAUGCACUUGUUGUCCAUCAUCCUCAGGAUGAGGUCCAGGUGACAAUAAAUUUGGAUCAGUAUAUCUACAUGCAGUUCUGGGCUCUGGGCCAGAGAGUUGGGCAGAUGCCCCACAUGUCCAGUGUGGGUUCCAAGCGCGGCUUCUUCCGAAAGUUGCCCCCUGUGGAGAGGAGAUAUUUCAAGCGGGUGGUGUUGGCAGCCCGGACGAAGCGGGGACACCUGGUUCUGAAGAGCUUCAAGGAUACCCCACUGGAGGGCUUAGAGCAGCUGCUGCCGGAGCUGAAGGUGCGCACGCCCUUGCUACAGCGUGCCCUGCUCAACCUGAUGCUGGUGGUCUCGGGAGUUGUGUUCUUCGUCAAUGUGGGCAUGGUGGUGCUGUCUGACCUCAAGAUGGCUACCUCCCUACUACUACUGCUCUUUGCUGCCUUCAUGGGCCUGAGGGCCUCCAAGGUGUUUGGGCAGCGUCGCAGUGCCCGGGCGCUGGAGCUGGCACACAUGCUGUACUACCGAAGUACAUCCAACAACUCAGAACUGCUCAGUGCCCUGGCACUGCGUGCACAGGAGGAACACAUCAAGGAAGCCCUGCUGGCUUACAGCUUCCUAGCCCGCCGGCCAGGGGCCCCCCAAGGCCUACAGGAAGGUCCAGCUUGGACACAGUCUAUCCCUGCAGAGACCUCCAGGUGGUUGCAGUCUGAAGUGGAAAGCUGGCUUCUGGCCCAGUCAGGCUGUGAUGUGGCCUUCAAUGGACCUCGGGCCCUGGCCCAUCUUCAAGCCCUGACCCCCACCUUCGGGUUGUUCCCACCACCUGAGUUGCCACAACUGGACCAGCUGGUCCUAGGGACUCCAGAGGCCCCACAGGCUGCGCCAGGCAGUAGCUAUCCCUCACCCUGACCUCUUACUGCCAUGCCCUGCACUGGUGGGGUGCCAGGCUCUGCCUCCUCCACAGCAAGCUGUCAGUCGUGGCAACUGCAUCUCCUUCCUGGUUGUUGACAGGCCAUGAUUUCUGCUAGGCCAUUGGUUUUGCUAUGCUAUAGACUUAAGAGUAGCCAAUCAGGGCCACUGGCAGUUGCUAGGCAGCCUAUUGAGGUCAGCCUAUCAAAGCCUUUUAUUUCAGUUUGUUAUUUUAUUUCUCAGCCCCGCCCCUGACGGGAGCCUCCCCAGAACCGGUGGAGGGGUGGGGCUUGGGGUGGCUCGACACAGCUGCUGGAUUGCAGCUGCCAG
Messenger RNA from Psammomys obesus (fat sand rat), 1772 nucleotides. It is a transcript of the gene Tmem143, whose product is annotated as transmembrane protein 143. The transcript is spliced from 8 exons. The record is from RefSeq and is a predicted model, not a curated record. The coding region runs from base 36 to 1442 and encodes 468 amino acids. Gene Ontology annotation, cellular component: mitochondrion. Lineage: Eukaryota; Metazoa; Chordata; Mammalia; Rodentia; Muridae.